This is a messenger RNA of Pistacia vera, 1440 nucleotides long. RefSeq names its product protein-tyrosine-phosphatase IBR5. Lineage: Eukaryota; Viridiplantae; Streptophyta; Magnoliopsida; Sapindales; Anacardiaceae. Gene Ontology annotation, biological process: abscisic acid-activated signaling pathway; protein dephosphorylation; negative regulation of MAP kinase activity. The coding region runs from base 262 to 1077 and encodes 271 amino acids. The record is from RefSeq and is a predicted model, not a curated record. Gene Ontology annotation, molecular function: MAP kinase phosphatase activity; protein tyrosine/serine/threonine phosphatase activity. Gene Ontology annotation, cellular component: nucleus. The transcript is spliced from 5 exons.
AUACAUGACAUUACAUAACAAUGACAAUAACAGUACAUACAUGCACAUGCCCACCAAGAAUCUCUCAAAUCGAACACUCUGAACAAAGCCUGACACUUUGAAUUUCAUAUUAUUAUUCUCUUCUUUCAACAAAAUUUUACAUAAAUCAACCUCAAUCUUAUCACCAUCAAUCGAAACCUACCUCUGCUUUCAAUCAAAUCUUGUAUAUUUUGAGCUUUACCUAACACUUAUUACUUGAUAACAACACUAAUUAUAGUCGUAAUGAGGAAGAGGGAGAGAGAGAAUCCAUGUGGGGUUUGUGGGCACUACCACAAGUAUGAGGAGGGAGAAGUCUGCGGAAUUUGCGGCCACCGCUCCCCCUCCUCAUCCGAGAAACCCUCCCUCCAUGUCAGUGCCUUCCCCUCCGAGAUCCUGCCGGAGUUUCUCUAUUUGGGUAGCUACGACAACGCUUCUCGCUCUGAGCUGCUUAAGACUCAGGGGAUUACUCGUGUUCUUAAUACAGUUCCUUCCUGUCAAAAUCUCUACAAGAACUCGUUUACCUAUCACUGCCUUCAAGAUGACAAAACUUUACAAUUUGACGAUGCAAUUGUGUUUUUAGAGCAAUGUGAGAAGGACAAGGCUCGAGUUCUUGUGCACUGCAUGUCUGGAAAAAACAGGUCACCAGCCAUUGUAAUAGCUUACUUGAUGAAGCGUAAAGGAUGGAGGCUUCCGCAGAGUUAUCAGUGGGUGAAAGAGCGGAGACCAUCUGUUGACUUAACACAAGCUGUCUACCAGCAGUUGCAGGAGUAUGAACAGAAGAUCUUUGGGUCAGUUGAUACAGGCAACCCUCCCCUGCCUUUUGUUCCAUCAGGUCUGCCAUCCUUUAACUUUGGCUUCACAAAGUCUAAUGAUCCGGUUCCUGUCCCUGCUUUCAGUAGUAGCUUUGGCACAACCUCCAUUUUUUCUGGAGCUCUAAAUAUUCCUCCACAAGAGUUCACAUUUGGAGCUGGCCAGGCUGAGAAGAACAUCUCUGAAACUCCUUUUACUGACAACAUACUUAACCCAAAUGGCAGUGAUAUUCCAAUGGAUAGCUCUUGAAUCCCUUCCUCUUUCUUUGGGAGAUCAGCCAUAGGCCACAAGUUGACUGAGUCCCCACUUCGGUGAACUUCUACAUUUAUCUGAAAUUUGGUUGUAAAGUGGGAGUAAAUGCCCAGACUUCGUUUGUAAGAUUUGAUGUGCGGUGUGGAUACACACUGUGGGCGCUUGCUUCUUCAGUCCAAUGUUCCAUGUGCGCUGUAUCUGGCUCAUUCUCUAAUUUUAUACGAGAUAUGUUUUAAAUAGAGAUUUUCGCCUUGCUUUUUCUGUAAACUUAUGUUUUGCCAUACACAUUGUCUUUUGUUUCAAGCUCAUUCUAUUUUCCUGGUCUUGAAUGCUAAAUUGAAUUAAGUGGAUCGGAUGCAU